CGGUAAAAAUUCUGUUACAGAUUUCAAAGAAAGUGACUGGUGUCUACGGUUUUGGAUCUAUCUCCAGAAUACUAUUGAUGUACGCUUACAACUUUACACCAAAAACGCUGGUGUAAAAUCGUUCAGAAAGGUUUAUUCCAACAUGCAAAAUGCAGAAUGGAAUUAUACUGAGAUUGAUAUUAAAGUUCAUAAAAAUGAUAUUAUUUUCUUUGAGUCAAUUCGAGGUGAUAAUGGAGCACAUGUUGCAGUAGAUGACAUAACGCUUAUUAAAGGAAAAUGCAGAGACACAUUUUCAAGUCUUUUGUUCAUGAAAGGGGAAGUAAAAUGUAAUUUUGAAGGAAACAAAGAUAUUUGUUUUGAUCAAGACAAUGGUGACAAUUUCGACUGGAUAAUUGCUCGGAAUGGGCAAAGGAUAACAAACCAAAAAACCGGACCAAACAGCAGUAUAGAAGGAAACUAUUACAGCUAUAUUGAUACAAGUGACAGCAGAAGACAAAAAAAUUUUAAAGCUGUACUUAUUUCUAAAUUUAAAUUAACAGAUGUUAAUAUAACUUUCAGUAUGCAGUAUCAUAUGUAUGGUAAGCACAUUAACACACUUAGAGUUUACUUAAAAAAUGGAACGAUGGAAUUGGAAAUUUUCAGGAAAACAGGAAAUCAAGGAAAGGAAUGGAACAGGUUCACAAAUACAACAAAAAUAAAAGGAACGUGGAAGUUGCUUAUAUCAGCAAAUAAAGGCAAUGGAAAUCUGGGAUAUAUUGCCAUAGACGAUAUCCAGAUAAAAAUCAACCGACGGGAUUUAAAAUACAACUGGAUGAAUCAGAAUGAGAGAUGCAAAGACAAUCUGGGUGUAUAUGCCAUCAAUCAUCGACAAUUACCAAAUCAGUCCUGUCUCUCCUUUGAUUUUGAUCGCUGGACAGGUAUUAUCAGACCUCAAAGAAGAGGUACCGCGACAAAGGGGUUGGCUAAACAUCCAACUAAAGUGCAAGUAUACAGGAGCCUUGGUUUGAAUUAUAAAUACAUCUGGGAGGCGUUUAACUCAACUUUAACCAGACCGUUUGUUUGUGAAAAAAAUCUAAGAGAAGAAAAGGAAUCUGUAUAUAUAUCGGCGACAUCCUUCGGUGAUACAAUAGUGGGAGUGCUUGUCGCCUGUGCUUCAAUUAUCAUUCUUUGCAUCAUAGUUUUUGUGAUUUAUAAAAAACGGAAGAAGGCGACCAAAUUUAAAAAGCAAAAUGACAUUUCUCCAAUAACUAAGAAAAAUGCAACUUAUCUAAACGACAGUGAAACCAAACAUUCAACAGAAAAAAAAUUAAUAGAAGUAAAUAAGCAGAAGACGCAUCAAAGAAAGGAACUCAAUGAUUAUGAUAAGAUUAACCAUGAUGCUGCUAAAAGAAAAUAUGACUUAUCCUUAGAAAAUGAUAAGUUUCGAAAAGAAUGCGAAGAAGAUUACGACCACCUCCAUCAAACUAGCAACAGUAUGACGUCAAAACCGGAUGACCUUUACAGUCACAUGACAGGAAGUCAAUACGAGUCCCAAAGGAUAAUUACCGAUGACACUUACGCACACACAGUCGAAAUCGAGAAUGAAUACGGUGCACGACAGUUAACUCAUCAUAAUGAUAAUGAAACUUAUGACCAUGCGCUUGCGCUUGAUAUCGACCCAAGUGGGGAGUACAAUAAGCUGCAUCAAGAUAAUUGAGAUAAUGAAACUUUACAUAAUUAAUUUGCAAUGCAGCGGCGGUAAUGUUGACCUCCCAAGAUGGGUGCAUAUCAUUACUGCUACAUUUUCAACCCCCUUUUUUUAAAACAAUUCUUGAAGGACUGAUAAACAAGAUAUCAAGAAAUUGACAAUUACUUAAGAUACUUAUUGUCACUGUAUUGCCAUUUCACAACAGUGUAGAUCUUUUUUACAUGGCAAUUCUACUGUAGUUGUUAUAUUUCAGAUUGUUAUUCAACUGAACAAUAUGUCCGAUAGAACAAUAUUCAGCAAGUAAAGAAUAAAAAUAUAAUUUUAAGGAUCAAUGUAUUGGCUAAAAUUAAAAAAAUGAAAGAAAACUUGAUUGUCAUUUGGGAACUCGUUUGUUAAGCAAAUAUUUUUCUAUUCAGGAUAUGAAUAUAAAAUAUGAAAACCUUUGUAAAUGUAAGUAACGCUCGAUUUUUGUUUAAAUAAAAUAUAUUUUUUA
Saccostrea cuccullata (small rock oyster) is the source of this 2180-nucleotide messenger RNA. RefSeq lists its product as uncharacterized. The record is from RefSeq and is a predicted model, not a curated record. The transcript has 11 exons. Gene Ontology annotation, cellular component: membrane. The coding region runs from base 143 to 1696 and encodes 517 amino acids. Lineage: Eukaryota; Metazoa; Mollusca; Bivalvia; Ostreida; Ostreidae.